UACAGCGACACGAUACGCCCAUUGGUUUUCAUUCGCAAUUAACAUGAUGAACAUGAUGUAUCUAUUGGUACUUGUGUUUCUUCCUUAUGAUGUCUUAAGUUUACCAUGCCUAACUACUGGAUCCAAAAAAGAUUUUGACGAUUCAAGGAAAGCUCUCACUGCUUUAAAAUCAUAUCUCGAUAGAACUGUUAAUACUUUGGAAACCGAUGUACAGAAAACUGUAGCUACGUUAAAAAGUCAUAUAAAGAAUGUGGAUGGGAAGAUUAAAACCCUUGACAAUGAUUUAAAAUUGAUAGAAAGUGAUUUUAAGGCAAGACAGUGGCAGAAAUACAAUGGGCAUUGCUAUUAUUUCGGAACAGACAACCUCGACUGGUUUACAUCAGAGAGGAAAUGCAGAGAAAUUGGUGGAUAUAUUGUCAAAAUUGGCGACAGUUCAGAAAACAGCUGGAUAGCUUCAAAACGGCCUAAAAAAAAUAUACAUUACUGGAUAGGACUGACAGAUCUUAAGGAAGGCCAGUUUCGUUGGAGUUAUGACCAGUCCCUCAUGACAUAUAAAAAUUGGUUUCCAUCAGGUGGCUGGGGUUCAAAAGGCUCAAACAGUAAUUGUGUCAUGUACAACAGCAAUACAGAGGCCUACUGGUUGGACCACUAUUGUACUAAUAAAUAUAGCUACAUAUGUGAAAGUAAUUUUUGUUUUUAGUUCAAAGGAAAACACUUCAAUUGCAAAGACUGAAAGGAAAAAUCAACGGAUAGUAAAAUAAAUACGUGCUGUAAAAACU
Mytilus californianus (California mussel) is the source of this 779-nucleotide messenger RNA. RefSeq names its product perlucin-like protein. The record is from RefSeq and is a predicted model, not a curated record. Bases 44 to 700 code for a protein of 218 amino acids. Lineage: Eukaryota; Metazoa; Mollusca; Bivalvia; Mytilida; Mytilidae. Gene Ontology annotation, molecular function: signaling receptor activity. The transcript has 6 exons.